Molecule: messenger RNA, 1590 nt
Organism: Prorocentrum cordatum
Lineage: Eukaryota; Dinophyceae; Prorocentrales; Prorocentraceae
Source: the annotation of a GenBank genome assembly
AUGGCCGUGAUCCUGGCGAUUCUCCUCGCCUGUGCCGUGCGCACAGCCGCAUGGCGUUCCGAGGACACCUUGCCGGCCACGUCGUCGUUUGUAGAGUAUGCUGGCAAGUUCUGCUUUGACUACACGCCCCGCGGCGCCGGCAACGAGACCGCAGGCACAGAUGAUGCAGGCCUUCUGGAGCUUCAUGUCUGGGGCGAGGUAGAGCGUGCAGAGGAUGCCGACCACGAGCUGUACUUCAUGGUCUUCGACGACGAGUCCGAGCACUGGGGGCGCGUGCGAGGCCACCUGGAGGGUGCGAGCUGCGAGGAGCACCUCGCCGCCGCCACCCGCGCUGUGCCGCUCUCGCCUGGGCUCGCGGCCCCGCCCUUCGAGCUCACCUCGGAGCUGCUGAUCAAGGAGCACAUACGGCCGAGGUUCUGGCACUUCGAAUUCGUGAACUGCGGCCGGGGCGUGGCGCGGCCCCUGUCCUACUCGCUGCACGCGCGGAACACACACCAGGGUCUCCAGGCCGAGUUCGGCAUGAACGAGCACGGGUCGCUGUCGGCGAGCGCUUGCUUCGGGCUGCUCUUCUGCGCGCUCCUCGGGGCCGCCUGGGCCAGCAGGAGGGGCGAGAGCCGCUCGCGGCCUCUCCUCCGCCUCCUGGAGGGCUCGGCCGUCUGCUCGGCCGCGGGCUGCCUCUGCAUCGCCCUCAGCCAUGCGGCGUUCGCCCAGGACGGCAGGGAGCUCGUCCUGCUCAGGGUCCUCGGCGUGCUCUGCGCCUGCGCCGCGAAGGCCAUCCUCGUCCUGCUCCAGUUCUUGGUGGCGAAGGGCCUGGCGCUGGUCUACGGAGAGGAGGAGCAGCGCCUCCGCGCGGGGAUCACGGCCGCGCUCGCCGCCAUCUUCCUGCUGUCGGUCGGCUGCGAGAUCUACGGGGAGUUCUUCCGCGACCAGAGCGCCAGCCUCUACCUCUACGAGUCCUGGCCCGGCACCCUCAUCCUCGGCCUCAACCUCUGCCUCCUGGGUGCCGCCUGGGUGUCGACGUGGGACUCGUACUCCAAGGAGUCCGCGAGAGAGGUCCGCGCCUUCUACCGCCUCGCCUCGGUGGCCAACGGGGUCUACUUCGCCUCGCUGCCCGCCGUGUGUCUGCUGGCGAGCCUCCUGUCUCCGUGGGUGCGCUCGAAGUACGUCGAGAGGGUGGAGCUCACGGCGCGCCUGGCAGCUUCGGCCCUCUUCUUGCUCUGCCUCUGGCCCUCCCGCCUCGACGCGCUGGUCGGGGCCCGCCCCUCCAAGGGCCCGGCGCCGCUCGACUUCGAGGAGAGCGCCGACGAGGAGGAGGGCAGAGCGCUGGACGACUCCGAGCGGGAGCACCUGGACGAGCGGGGCGCGCCCCUCCUGUCAGAGCGGAGGCGUGGGCCGCGAACCGCCCCCCGGCGAGGCGGGUCGCCGAGGGCGGCUCGGCGGCCCCCCGGUCCGUGGCCUCCUGGGCUCCGAGCGCGCCCGUGGUGCAUGUCCCUGUCGACCGAAGUGCGAGGUUUGCUGUCUGCCGCUCGGGCGUGGGCCAGGCGAGCGACGCAAAACAUCGGGGUCGUUUUCGCCGAUAUUGGCGCGUGA